Molecule: messenger RNA, 660 nt
Organism: Radiomyces spectabilis
Lineage: Eukaryota; Fungi; Mucoromycota; Mucoromycetes; Mucorales; Radiomycetaceae
Exons: 8
Coding region: 1-660 (219 amino acids)
Source: RefSeq, a predicted model, not a curated record
AUGUACCGCGUUGUUUGUCCCGCGUUCUUCAUUGCUUACAGUAACUGCCACGGCGUUACGCUUUCUGAGAGCGCAAAAAAGCUGGGCGGUAAGGCUAUUGCCAAGUUGUGCGCUUACAAGCCAUAUGAUGCCAAUGAUUGGAACCGCGUUGCCGGCGACACUGCCGAUAUUCAAUUAUUUUACCAGGAAAACCUGGAUGAACGCAACCGCGAGUUUGCCGGUUUAAGCGCUGCCACCAUAGAAGAACAAACGGCUAUAAGGAUGCCAGCCAACUUAAUUCGGUCCUACCGAGACCAACAAUACAAGCAAGACCUGUGGGAAGCAAUUUUUAACAUUGACAAAAUUUGCCCAAAACGGUUGCGCUACUUGCAGGUGGAACCAGUCGGUACAACAAAGCAUACCCAGUUCGCCAACGUCAUGGAGACAGAUAGUGUUAUGACGAGCGUGAAGUUCGUUAAACGGUGGGACCGGAAGCCGACUGGCUUGAACCCUGCUGCGCGUGUCAUCGGUAUUGAUCCCGGCCAGCGCUCAUUCAUAACAAGCUGUGACACGGACACCAACCUGCAUUUGGAGGAAGAACGAAGUAACCAUGUUUACAGAUUACCAAUCGUGUAUACCAGCAGAGCAGUAUGUUCCGUUGGACAACCCAGAUGGAAUUGA